Molecule: messenger RNA, 4449 nt
Organism: Chiroxiphia lanceolata (lance-tailed manakin)
Lineage: Eukaryota; Metazoa; Chordata; Aves; Passeriformes; Pipridae
Gene: ODF2L
Product: outer dense fiber of sperm tails 2 like
Exons: 15
Coding region: 99-1757 (552 amino acids)
Biological process (GO): negative regulation of cilium assembly
Cellular component (GO): centrosome; ciliary basal body
Source: RefSeq, a predicted model, not a curated record
ACGGCCACGGCAACGGCAACGGCUGCGGCGCGUUACUGCGGCAACAGCUCCCGGCGGGCGACCGCGGUGAGGGGCGGCGGGCGCAGCAAUAAAACAAAAUGUCAUCAUCGUCACAAUCAUCCUCGUCUGUACCUGUACAUGACUGUACUUCUCCUUUAGCGGACUUUGAUCCUCAGGAAAAGUUUAUUCUUCCUCAUGCUACUGAGUUAAACAGUGAAAUCAUUGACACUUUGAUACAGAAGCUAAGUGAAAAUGAAACUCAAAAUAAAAAUCUCAGGAAAAAAAUACUUGAAAGGGAGAAACAGAUUAAAGAACUUUCAUCCAUGCUUCAGUGUGAAAAAAUCAAUACCCAGCAAGGAAACCACCUGUCAAGAUCAGUAAAGGAAGUACAAGCUCACCUGCAGUGUCAGAUUCAAAGAAAAGAAGCAGAAAAUGAUGAAUUAAAAGUAAAAAUGCAGAAUCUAGAAAAGAAAAUAGUAAAGUGGAAACAUCAAGUUGGUGAAUACAAGCACCAGAAGUCAGCCUUAAAGGAAACAAGUGAACAAAACCAGAUUGCUCUGAAGAAAGCAAUGGGGUCCCAGAAACAAAGAGCUCAAUUCUUUGAAGAAGCUGCAAAAAAUUUAACCUCCAAAAUAAGAGAACAUGAAGUCAAAUUGUGUGAGAUAUGGUCCACUGCUGAUAUCUGGAAAAAACAGCAUGAUAGAAUGCUUGAAGAAAAGACAAUGUUAGAAAUUCAAACAGAAGAUCUUAAGAAUCAGAUCACAAGCCUGUUGGAAGAAUUGGAAAGAAGGAAGGAAUGGAGAAGAAACUCAGAGGAGGAAAUUCUCAGAAAGCUAAAUUCUGGUAACUCUGAAAAUGAAAAGAUUUACCUUGAAAAUGAAAAAUUAAAGGCUUCCGUUGCUACAUUGGAGAAAAGUACUGUUUCUGUUGAACAUGAGCUGCUACAUCUGCAGGAAAAGGCAAAGCUGCAGGAAAAUCUCGUUGAACAGCAUAAAAAUGAGGUACAAAAGCUACAAAUAGCAGUAGAAGAGUUGAAAUCCAGGUAUGAAAGAGUCUUAAAUGAAAACAAAAAAAUAACAGAAAACAAAUGCUUGGAAGAAGAAAAGGUGAGGGACAAAACGGAGGCUGAGUUAAAGGAGUUAGAACAUGUUUGUGACUUGCUGAAAGCAGCUGAGGAAAAGCAGCAAACACUUGUGUUCUGGGAAAGGAUCCAUGCACAGAAAUGCAAAACCCUUAGGAAGCUGCAGGUUCAGGAUGGCAAUAGUGUAACUUCUGUGAGCAGUCUUUCCUUAGGAGAAGAGAACUGUAACAUUCAGAGGAAAUAUGAAGCUCUUAAAAGGCAAUUGGGAAAUAUGGAAUUUCAGAAUGAAGAACUUGCUUGUCAGCUCAGAACACAAGAUCAGAGUCUUCAGCGCAGUAAAUUGAAGCUUGAAGAGAAAAUUGCAGAAUAUAAUGCAUUAACCAGACAACUUGAAUCUGCUUUGGAAAAAGGGAGAAAAAUGGUAGCUGAAGAACAGGAAAAAAUGUCAUACAAAGAACAAGCCUUUCAGACAAAGCUGCUAGUUCUUGAAACUGAAGUGAGAGAGGGGAAAGAAGAAAAAAAACAACUCCUCUGCAUAUUUCACCAUAAUGAAAAGCACCAUGAAAUAUGUUUGAAAGAGCUGGAGAACAGCCUACAGAAGUCAGAGAACAAGAACCAGAGCAUCCAGAAUUAUGUGCAGUUUUUGAAAGCUGCAUACGUAACAAUGUUUGGCUGAACUCUUUAGCCUAGUUUAAAGUGAAGAAACUUUUCAAGAUUUGGCUCUAAGGAAAAGCUGGAAGAAAAGCUUGUUGUGGUCUUACAGUAUUUUGCAGGAUUGAGUACUCUAAUGUUAGUUCUUCCCUAGGAAAAUGUCUGUUGUGGGCAGGGAGAAGCAGGUCAGUCAUUACUGCAUGUCCUACUGGCUGGUCAUAUAGGAAGUGGACUUGGUAUUGCUGAUAUAAACAAUUAUACUAUUGAUGGCACAGAAGUGAAAAGGCAGAUUGCAUGACAGCAGUGACAGGAGUGGAAGUGUGGGGUAUGCACACAAAGUUGUACAUUGAUCUGUGAAUUUACUACCUUAUGUUAGGUUCUGUGCUGUAAAAUCUUACAUGUGUCCUUUUAGUCCAUAGUAAAUGCAGGUGAUCACAGGCUAUCUUUCAAAUCACGUGGAGGAAGAAAACACCCAUGGACUAGUUGCACAGUAAUCUGCAUAUUUUAAAUAUCCGGAAUUAUAUAGUGUUUAUCAGUCAUUACACUUCUGUUACUGUAGAAACCUAGUUGCCUGAGAAAAUGACAUCUAACCUAUUAAGACAGACAAAAAUUUAGAGCAUUAUGUUCCCUUUCUUUCUUUUCCUUAUAGUUUAGCACCAAUAUGCCAUGAACUGCUGCACUGCAUGGGAGAGUUGCCACCACAAGGCUGUCCUGUCCAGCCUUUUUUGCCCUACAUUCCAUAAUGCUCAGGAAUAUACUGAAGUAAUAUUUUGCAAAUAUAAGAAGGAAAGUGUUUUAGAUGCAUAUAUAGUUUAAGUUCUGAAUGUGCUGAUAUACCCUUUCAUGGUGACACAGGUCCAGUAAGAUAUUUAAGUAUUUGUGUUUGAGCUUAACAGCUGCAAUUGAGUAAGACUGAGUUGUGCCUCAGGUUAAACACAUGUAAAUAUUCAACUGAUAUAGGGAUAAUACAGAAACCAGUUCUGAUUGUGGUUUUAAUUCUAAAUUCUACUUGGUUUUAUAGAUAUAUGCCGUGAUAUGUUUUUGGAGAAGUAAUGCUUUCAGUUUAAUAUACGUAAUUUACAACGUCUAAUUAAUAAUUCAUUUUUUUUGAUAGAAAACAUAAGUUAGUUCAUGCAUGGACAAUACGUGUUCUAUUUCAUUUUUAGUUAUUUGUAAUGUGUUGAACAUUGAUGGUUUUUCUUUUCUGUCUUUUGCAAAAGCCUAUCCAUCCUAACAAAUACUAACGUACUAAUGGUCUGCUUGUGUGCACUUUUUAAAAAUAAAAUGACAAUUUAUUAUAUAUGACAUGCUAGUAAAAAAUAUUUCUGUUAAAUGUGGAGAGGGGGGUUGCAUUACACACACACAGAAAUAUUUGUAUUCAUUUAGUUCUGCUUGUGCUACUUAUAAAAUAUCAAAACAUUUUUGAAAAUCAUCAUGUAUGAAGGAAAGAUUUUGGAAAUAAAUGGUUCAAUCCAGUCUAUGACUGGUUUUCAAAAGGUCAUCAUGAAAAACUGAACACUUUGCAUUGCUACAUGAUACAGCGAUGUACAGUAACUUCAUUUCAGCCUAUCUUUUGCUAUUCAGGAAAUUAGUUUUUUCAUUUUUAGUUUGUGCUGUUUGGUUUUUAUGGCUCUCCAUUACCCUUUUGUUUAUUUGUUUGUUUGUUUGUUUGUUUGGGGGUUUUUUGCAUGGUAGAAAUAGAGCUGCUAGUCACAAAGAUCACUAGAUUUUUCUCAGUUUCUUUUUGAACUGGUGUUAGCUGAUCAUGGUGUUUGCAUUUGAAAAAUCUUUAGCUCAUUUAGAGAAAAAAGCUAUUGUGGUUUAUUUCUUUAUUCUUUAUUUUAUUUCUAUGAAACUUCUUUUGUAAUAAUAAAACUUUUUCUAGUUUUAUUAUUAAAAAAUUACAAUUUCAGAGCUUUAAUUAGGUUAAAUUGUAGGCAUGUAGAGUCUUGAAACUGUCAGAUCUUAAAAAGCUGACCUGGGCUCUCUACUCCCUGCUGCAGUCUGCAAUAUGCGUUAGAUGUGUUAAUGCAUGGGAACAUAGAAUUUAAACCAAGAACCAUAAGUCUUAGGGCUACUUGGGACCCCACCCACUUUAAUCCUGUCUACAAAGUAGCUUAUUAGUAGUUUAAGGUUGAUAGAAGAACUUCUUCUUUUCUGUUUCCUAUCUAUGACACAAAAACUGCUAUAAAUUCUCCUGUAAGAUGGAGUCUUUCCAGUAGGAGCACAGAUACUCAAUAAUUUUGUGCUAGACAUGUGCCAGCUUAAGGGAUAUCUUUAUAGAAGACACACGGUAAUCACUGAGCACCAUAUGGACAAGUCCUCAGUGGAGUGUGAUAGGUUACUAGCACACCUCGCCUUUUGAGAAGUUCUUUUGUCUAUUUAAUGGUGAAUGAAAUCAACACUUGGAUAUCUGGGAGAAGUUUAAAGAGGGACUGUUAUCAUGCAGCUCAAAAUGUCUUCUACUAUGAUAAUGUCCAGUGUCCUGACUCAGAAAAGAGCCAGAUUAAACUUUUUCUGACAAAAUCACUUCGUUCAUUUUUCUACAGAAUAAGGGACCUGUUUUACUCUGCUGACAAACUGUUCAGCAGUGUAACAUCUGUGUGCAUCCCUUAGUGCACUGGGGGGCUGAGAGCUGGCCAGCACAAACAGGGAUCAAAGCAGGGCCCCAUAGGAAAGGGUUGUGCAGGGUGUGAAGUAGACACAAUGAUUUCAUA